This is a messenger RNA of Monopterus albus (swamp eel), 2000 nucleotides long. RefSeq names its product GRB2-associated-binding protein 1-like. Gene Ontology annotation, cellular component: cytoplasm. Lineage: Eukaryota; Metazoa; Chordata; Actinopteri; Synbranchiformes; Synbranchidae. The record is from RefSeq and is a predicted model, not a curated record. The transcript has 8 exons. Gene Ontology annotation, molecular function: signaling adaptor activity. Gene Ontology annotation, biological process: signal transduction. The annotation marks the transcript as partial.
GAGACAGAGGUGUGACUUGUUGACUGAGCUGUCGAUGGAGGAGCAGCUCUGACAUAAGUUGAUCGAUUACAGAAGAUUCAUAGAGUGAUUGGAAGAUUUAUCAGGUAUUUUAAAUUUUUGAUUGGAAACCUGACAGCAAAACUGAAGACUGAUCUACUGACUGGACAUCGGGUUGGUCAGAGGACAGGACACCUUGCUAACUGAUUUGGAGUCAGAUUUCAAGACUGUUCAAAUGGAAGUCUGAUUGAUCAGCUUUACACCAGAUUAACUGAUUGGUGGCCUGACUGAGAAGACUUCCUGCUUUGAUUCCCUUCUUGACUGAUUGGGAAUCCUGGGAAUCCUGACACCUGAUUGGAAUCCCAUCGAUUCACAGAUAAGAGGCACUGUUGGAGUUUUUGUUGUUGGCCUCAGGAUGAGCGGAGCCGGAGAUGUGGUGUGUGAAGGUUGGCUACGAAAAUCACCACCUGAGAAAAAGCUUCGGCGUUAUGCUUGGAAGAGACGGUGGUUUGUGCUGCGAAGUGGUCGGCUGACCGGGGAGCCCGACAUCCUGCAGUACUACAAGAACCAGCAGUCCCGCCGGCCGAUCGGCACCAUCAACCUGAACCUCUGUGAACAGGUGGAUGCCGGCCUGUCAUUCACAAAGAAGGAGCUGGAGACCAGCUUCGUUUUUGACCUGAGGACCGAGGAGAGGACCUGGUACCUGGUGGCUGAGUCUGAAGAGGACAUGAACCGCUGGGUGACGGCCAUCUGCCUGCUCUGUGGCUUCAACCCGACUGAUGAUGAGAGACCUCCUGCCUCAGGCUCGUCCUCCAUCACCACGAUGACCCCGACCAGUGGUACUGCCACCAUCACCAUGGUGGCGCGGUCUGUACCGCCCCCCUACGACCCAGUGAGCGUGCGACACCUGGAGCCUGAUGGUAGCGCGGAGCAGGAAUACCUGUGGUUGUCGCACUGCCAGAGUCACAUCAGGCCUCCUCUAGGUUCCUCCACCUCUCUUGAAAAUGACUGCAAUGACAGCCUCUACCCUGCCUCCUCCUCUUCCUCCUCUUCCUCUCCUUCCCCCUUUCCCAACAGCCUGCCAACUCCAUCUUCCUCCUCUUCCUCCAGCUUAAGGGCAGCCCCUUGGAAUGUUGCUGCUAUGACAGGCCCUCUCAGCCAGUCUCUGGAUGCCAGUAUGACCUCUGACCUCCAGAAAGGCAGGCCUCGCUGUCACCCCUCUCCCCAUCCCAGGAAGCACUCUCUAGAUUUUCACCUGAGUCCUGUGGCGAUACCUCUUGGUGAUGACACACACUCUGAUGUGCAGCCAAGUUCACACUCCUACCCCACCAGUGGCUACCAGAUCCCCCGUCCAGCAUCCACCCCUCAGUCACGGCCCCCUCGCCGCCCGUCUUCGACCCCCAGCAUGGACUCCCUAACCCAGGCAGAGCUCCAUGCCUCCACCCCGACUCCUCCCCCACGGCCGCCAAAACCCCUGGCCGUCGCAACCCAGGGAGAAGGCCCAGCUGUUGGCUCAGGACCUGGCGCGCUGCCCCAGUCCACCUCAGAGCCAGAGAGGAGGGAUGGAUGUGUGGAGGGGGGAGGAGGUGGAGGUCUGCUGAGGGGCAACGCUGUCACUAUGCCGGGACACACAGAGACAGGUUGCCACUUUUUUUACAUUCCUCGGUCUUUGUCUGACAGAACGAGUGUGUUUGAGUUCAGCGAGAGCUUCAACAGUUACUUUUUUAAUAAAGGCAUGGUACCACUGGGUAUUGUUUGCUCUGAAGACGACAAUGUGGAUGAAAACUACGUCCCGAUGAACGCCGCCACCACUGAGUUUCCUGUUGCAUCAAGGGUACCUCCACCUCCUCUCUCUGACCCUUCUGUCCAACUCCAAGAUGGAAACUAUCCAGUUGUCCCUCUCCCCCCACCACUCCAAAGGAAUAUUACAAACACUGCAGGUGGAGCAGAGGUCGAACCAGUGCCGCCUCCAAUCCACCGUAACCUGAAACCACAUCGCAGAG